This is a messenger RNA of Drosophila subpulchrella, 2390 nucleotides long. It is a transcript of the gene pdgy, whose product is annotated as probable 4-coumarate--CoA ligase 1. Gene Ontology annotation, molecular function: long-chain fatty acid-CoA ligase activity. Bases 1 to 1794 code for a protein of 597 amino acids. Lineage: Eukaryota; Metazoa; Arthropoda; Insecta; Diptera; Drosophilidae. Gene Ontology annotation, cellular component: mitochondrion. The record is from RefSeq and is a predicted model, not a curated record. Gene Ontology annotation, biological process: fatty-acyl-CoA biosynthetic process; long-chain fatty acid metabolic process. The transcript has 5 exons.
AUGAAUCCAGUCGCUCAGAUGCUGCGCCUGCGCAGCGCCACCGCCUUGGGCAGCGCGGCCAAGCGCUCCAUUUCGACCAACCGGGGCGAGCGGACCACGAGUACCGCCAGCGCGCAGCAGGAGCGGACGCAGGGCGUCAGCGAGACGGACAAGUUCCUGCACUACAGCGCCGAGGACGGCUACUACAAGACCUCGCCCUUUGACCCCGUCAUCGUGCCCAACGUGCCGCUCCACGAGUACGUGUGGCGCGACUUCAAGAAGUGGGAGCGACGCACCGCCGCGGUUUGUGUGAUCACCGAUCGUCAGUAUACUUUCGCCCAGAUGCGAGAUUCCAGCGCCGCCUUCGCCGUCCGUCUGCAGACCAAGUUCAAGCUCCACAAGCCCGAUGUUCUGGCCAUCUGUCUGCCGAAUCUCCCCGAAUACCCCAUCGCCACAUUGGGCGCCAUUGAGGCGGGCCUGACGGUGACCACCGUGAAUCCCGUUUACACGCCGGACGAGAUCGCCAGGCAGCUGACCUUUAGCGGUGCCAAGUUCUUGGUGGGAACGGUGUCCGGAUUUGCCACCCUAAGCCAGGCCAGCAAGCUGGCGGGCAGGCAGAUUCCCAUCGCCGUGGUGAGGACCAGUGCGGAGGAGAUCCUGCCCGAGGGCGCCAUCGAUUUCAGCGAGCUGACGAGCACCCAGCAUGUGAGAUACGAGGACUUGAAGUCCCCCAAGGAGGCCACCGCCGACGACAUGGUCUUCCUGCCCUUCUCCUCCGGAACCACUGGCCUGCCCAAGGGCGUGAUGCUCUCGCACAACAACAUCACCAGCAACUGCGAGCAGGUGCAGGCCUCCCUCAUCCUGGACCUCAUGGGUCCCCAGGAGACGCUGCCCGGCGUCCUGCCCUUCUUCCACAUCUACGGCCUGACCGUGGUGAUGCUCUCCAAGCUGGGCCAGGGCUGUCGGCUGGCCACCAUGCCGUGCUUCAAGCCAGACGACUUCAUGCGGUCCCUGGACAAGUACAAGGGCAGCAUCCUCAACCUGGUGCCACCCAUUGCCCUUUUCAUGAUCAACCACCCCAAGAUGACUCAGGAGACGGCUCCCCAUUUGAAGGUUGUGAUGAGUGGAGCCGCUCCCAUUGGCCAGCACGAUGUGGAGCGCUUCCUGAACAAAUUCCCGAAAGCCGUCUUCAAGCAGGGAUACGGCAUGACCGAGGCCUCACCCGUGGCCCUCCUGACGCCGGAGGGCAACAAGGUCUACGCCUCCACCGGAGUGCUGCCGGCCAGCACGGAGGCCAAGAUCGUGCCCCUGGACGGCGGCAAUGCCAAGGGCGUGGGUCCACGCACCACCGGCGAACUGUGCAUCCGUGGUCCCCAGGUGAUGGCUGGCUAUUUAAACAACGAGGAGGCUAACCAAGUCACCUUUUAUCCGGGCAACUGGCUGCGCAGCGGCGAUGUGGCCUUCUACGAUGAGGACGGUCUCUUCUACAUCACCGACCGCAUGAAGGAGCUGAUCAAGGUGAAGGGAUUCCAGGUGCCGCCAGCUGAACUGGAGGCAGUGCUGCGCGAUCACCCGAAGAUCCUGGAGGCGGCCGUAUUCGGUAUUCCCCACGAGCUCAACGGCGAGGCUCCGCGGGCCAUUGUGGUCCUGCGCCAGGGAGAGAAGGCCAGCGCCGAGGAAAUCUCCGCCUACGUGGCCGAACGGGUGGCCCACUACAAGAAGCUCGAGGGCGGCGUGAUCUUCGUGGACGAGGUGCCCAAGAAUCCCACCGGCAAGAUUCUGCGCCGCGAGCUCAAGGAAAAGUUCUCCGACUAGAAGGGAUCUUCAUAGGUUAAGACAUAUUAUUUGUGAUUUUUUUUUCGUUCGUCUCAAUCGGGGGUGGCCCAUAGACUCCUAGAGAGCUUCAAGCUGUCUGCUCCUCAGAGAAAGACCAAGCCUAUGGUCCAACUUGAAGAGCUCUAUCGGUUUGUGGCAACACCCCGCAGAACAUGUAUGUACAUGAUAAACAUCAAUGUUGGCCCUGGAUCCACCCUGAUCCCUGGGCACUGGUUUAGACAUUGCAUUUACCAAUUCGAAAAUAUUUAGUUCUUAGGCUUAGGCAUAGGUCUCGAUUAGUCGCUCGAUUGGUCCAUAGUUAGUAAGUGUAGAUUAGACAGACGUUAGACCCUAUCCAUAAACAUAUACGUAUAUAUAAAGAGUAAUCUGUAUGCUUGUACUCCAACCUUUGAUAAUACUUAAUGCAGAAACCCGAUAUUUUACUAUGAUAUACCCUAUAUACAUAUAUAUUUUUUUUUGCCUAGUACUGUAAGAUAAUUGUUUGUUAAACGUAUUGAAAGACGGCGGCAUGCCAAAUCCAUUACUAUAUAUGCCAUGUAUGCCACAAUGUUUGAAAAUAAAGACGAUAUGAACUA